AUGGCCCUGCGCUACCCUAUGACCGUGGGCCCCAACAAGGGCCACAGGCACACCAAGUUCGUGCGGGACAUGAUCCUGGAAGUGUGCAGCUUCGAGCCCUACGAGCGGCGCACCACGCUCAAAUUGUCCAAGGACAAGCGUGCACUCAAGUUCAUCAAGAACAUAAUAGGCACGCACAUGUGCGCCAAGAGAAAGCAGGAAGAGCUGAGCAAUGUGCUGGCAGCCAUGAGGAAGGCGGCAGCCAAGGAUUAA
Messenger RNA from Rattus norvegicus (Norway rat), 252 nucleotides. Lineage: Eukaryota; Metazoa; Chordata; Mammalia; Rodentia; Muridae. The record is from RefSeq and is a predicted model, not a curated record.